AUGCCUUCGGAUGCAUGUGGUAAAUGUUUACUUUUUAUUGUGGCAAUUAUUUUACCCCCUCUUGCUGUAUGGAUUGCUCGCGAUAAAAUAUGUUCAUGUAUGGUCUGCCUUAAUAUUAUAUUGACAUUAUUAGGAUGGAUUCCGGGUAUUAUUCAUGCAUUUGCCGUUAUCUGUUGUUGUUCACGUUACCAAGUUCAUGAUACAGCUUAG
This is a messenger RNA of Rotaria socialis, 210 nucleotides long. NCBI's taxonomy places the organism in Eukaryota, Metazoa, Rotifera, Eurotatoria, Philodinida, Philodinidae. The record is from the annotation of a GenBank genome assembly.